AUGACACGAUGCAUGUCUACGGGGCAGGGAGAAACUCUCUCGCUCGGGGACUCCAAGUCCUAUGAGGCUGGGGACGAUGGGAGGAGGAACCCUUCCCAUAUCCGGCAAGGAGAAACUCUCUCGCUCGGGGACUCCAAGUCCUAUGAGGCUGGGGACGAUGGGAGGAGGAACCCUUCCCAUAUCCGCACGGCUUUCACACUGAAGGAUCCCAGUGGACACCAUAAACCUAAUGCACCUAGCAGCGCUGAAAUUGCAGUCACCUCUGAGGUGGAAAGGGACCACAGGUGUAUCUUUUCAGAGAAUAUGGAUGGGUCUGAAGAGGUAGAAAGGGAAGAAGAAAACGAGGGCAAGAGUGACAAUGUCCAGAAACCCGGCUUUGUCAAAGGCCCGGCGGUCUUCAAGGGACUGGCGUCGAGCCGUUUCUUACCCAAAGGUACCCGGACAAAAGUGAAUCUGGAGGAACAAGGGAGACAGAAGGUCUCUUUCAGCUUCAGCCUCACCAAGAAGACGUUGCCAAACCGGUUUCUGGCCGCAUUGGGGAACGAGAAGCUAAGUGAAGGCCCAAGCACGUCGCUCCCACCCCUUCCGAGUGACUUCACUUCUAAGGCAAAAACAGAACUCGGCGAUCCCUUGGGGGUCUCCGAGGAAUUUUCCCCCCCAAAGCCAAAGGCGGAACUGGGCAAGAUUCAUUUCAAGAAACAUUUGCUAAAUGUUACCACAAAACCUUUCCCGGUUUCUGCAGUGCCACCAGUCCCAGUAGCUCCACCGCCACCUGCUGCAGUAGAAUUGGGGGAGAUGCCGUCAUCCCCUCCUCCCCCUCCUCCCCCUCCUCCUCUGCAGAUAAAACCAGCUCCCACACCAGUGCUGAUUCCAAUAAGUGCACCCCAAGUUGCAGCACCAGCCCCCAUCACUCCUCUGCUGAUACCCUUUGUGGAAACCGUCAUCCGAACGGCAAAAGAACCACUGCCCAAUCCAGCACAGGAGACUUUGGAACUACAGAAUGCCGUGGUAGGGGAUUCUGAAGCACCCCUGGCUCCUGGUGUUUCUGAGGAUGUCGAACCAGCACUGGUGAAAAGACAUCCCCACGCUGCGAAGGAAGAAGAAAUUGCAGAAGUUCCCAAGGGUGCUCCAAGUUCAAAGAAACCAAGGAGAAAGUUCUCAUUGUCAGAGGGGGCAUUGCCGGGUUCUGAAUCUGAUGAAGAUUCGGUGAGGACCUCCUCAAGUCAGCGGUCCCACGAAAUCAAAGCAGCAGCCAGCUCGGAGAAAGAAAAGGACUCGCAGAAAAGCUCUGCACCUUCAAAAACGGAAGAGCCAUCAAAGGUCUCUCUGCGAUCUAGAUCGGAAAGGGAUGAAAAAUAUUCCAGCUAUUCACGAUCGGAAAGAGAUUCGAGGUACUCCUCCCGGUCCAGAUCAGACAGGGAGAGGAGGCGAAGCCGCUCCCGCUCCCGUCCUAGAUCUGAAAGGGGCUCUAGAACCACCUCAUCUUAUUCUAGAUCUGAGCGGUCCCAUUACUACGAUUCUGACCGGAGAUACCACAGAAGCUCACCAUAUAGAGAGAAGACACGGUAUUCCCGCUCUUACCUGGACAGCCGGGUGAGAGAGAGUUCCGAUUCGGAAGAAGAGUACCGGAGGAUGCAUUCUAGAUCGUCUACAGAUUCACGGCAUACAUCUUCUCAUUCCUCAUCUUACAGAGAUUCCAGGUCCUCGUCCUCUUACUCAAAGUCGGAGAGGGAAAGCAGCAAGACAGAUUCUGCUUAUUCCGAUGUGGAGAGAAGAGGAAAACAGGCCAGAUCAGAAAGGGGAAAACGAAGGAUUUCUGAAAGUGAAAUAUCGAAAAGGUGCUCACCUGUCAGCGAGCUGCGACAUCGGCGGGACGCCUCCCAUUCUAAAGCAGAAGGCAGCGGGAAUACAUCCCGAUCCAAGCCCACCUCUUCCAAGUCAUCUGAACCCAAGUCAGAUAAAUUUAAGAGUUCUUUCUGUUGUACAGAAUCUGAGGACAUCAAAGAUCAGUCUAAUUGUGUAGACUCGGAGACUUCUGGCGUACCAGGCUGCGAAACAAAAACCGCUCAUUCGCAGAAGCCAGAAACAGAGAGGACUUUUUCUCCAGUAAGUCAGUUCAGUGACUCACUGACAUUCGGAAAGCUGGAGGAAUCAAAAACAGGUUCUCCUCUUUCUAAGACGAAUGAACUUGCAGGAAUGGAUAGCCAUAUCAGUAUUGACCCGGGAUCUUUAGGUAACACAAGAGGUGAUCAUUUAAGAACAUCUUCUCCAGUAGAACUGGAUACAAAUGGGUCCACGGGAAGGAGGACCCCGAAGAGAUUAUCCUCUUCUUUUGAAGUAGAAGAGAUUGACCUGUCUUCUGACGAUAACUUAGAUAGACCUGAGCUACCCCGUCAAGCCAAAAGUCCUAGACUGUCAUCAGAUGGUCUCCAAAACCUAUCUCUACCCAAAGGACAUAAUCCAGACGAGUCUCUUAUUUUUUCUGGUGAAUCCAACCUUCAGCUGCUGGAAGAAAAAAUUGAGAUUUCAAAUCUUGCUUCAUCUGAAUACGUAUCUUCUUUUACCAAGCAGGUCAGUCACUCUAAAAUCUUGUCUAAGGAAGGGAGUGAUCCAAGAGAUCCCUCUUGUAAAACCAAAGAUCCCGCCCCAUGCUACUUGCCAGAGGACGCCUCUGUUUCUUUGUGUUAUUCAGAAAUUGAAAUUGAAGUGGAGCCUUCGGACACAGAAGCUACUCAAGAACCUCCUGCGGGCGUUCACGCGGAGAUCCCCGUUCAAUCCUUCACGUCAACUGACAUAGAGGAUCAAAAUCCAUCCGAGUUGGCUCAGGAAAAUGAGAAAUACACAGGUUUCAGUUCAGUGGAGCCUACCCCAGUCAGAGGUUUUAGAGCAGAAGAAUAUUUUGUGGAAGUAGACAAUCAGCACGUUGCACAGCAACAACCAGCUUCUGAAAAUAUGCUCCAUCUUGAGACUCCCAUCCAACAGAAGGCUAAAGAAGUCUUAAUGUGUUCUGAAGUUGCCCUUGAAUUAGAUAUCCUGCCUGCAGAGUCCAUUGUCCAAAAAGUGAAAUCUCCUUUGAAGAAUGAGCAUUGCUAUUAUUUAGAGAUGCCAGUGAAGGAACCAGAGAAGGAGGAACUUGAGGAGAAAGAUGCAGUUGUCUUUGAUGAAGGGACGGCGUCCGACAUGGAUGAACCAGCUCCUGGAGUUUUGGUGAUGAAAGACAAAGAAGACUCUCUGAUAGAAUCCGCCUUUUCAGAUAUGUUGUCCCCUUCUUGUCAUAUCGUCGUCACCGUAGAAGAAACCGAAACCAUAGAAGAAGAGCCCAGAUACGGUAGCGGCAGCAAUACUCCAGAAAUCUCUUCUGUCCACAAUGAAGAUUAUUCCGAUACGGCCGAAAGCGCGAGCGAGCACCCGAGCGACGAGAGCGAGACCGAGGGCUCCGAUUCGGAUGAUAGCAGCGUUCCCAGGAACCGCCUUCAAUCCGUGGUGGUCAUUCCAAAGAAUUCCACCCUGACCCUGGAAGAGAGCAGCUCGUGUUCUUCACGAAACAGUCAAAGUAAUCGACGUUACUUGGAUCACUGGGAAGACAGCCGGCCCGAGUCCACCAAGCCGUUCUCGGAAGACAUGCCGGAUAGUUUGGAAAUGAACAACAACCUGCCAAAUGAAAUCAGAGCUUUGCCUUCUAGAGACACAGAGAGAAGCUUAGCAACGUCGACAGAGCUCAAGAGAACCGAGGGGCCGGGGGGUCUUCAGCCACAGGCCUCCCAACCUCAGAGCGACGAUGUCGACAGCACCAGCCACUCCGAGCCAGCCCCCGAUGCUUUCCAUAAGCCGGACGAGAGAAUCGUCUAUAGCGAGACAACCUCGGUCACUCGGUCGGUCGGCGCGUCCCAAGGAGACGACCUACACUACCUUUCCGGAUUUGAAAUGACCAACACGAUGUCCAGGUCGCAGGCCGACGUUUCCAAGCCGGACCGUAGGCAGGGAAGGUCUGCGUUUGCGGGUCUUUCCCAUCCUGCCGAUUUCUCGCGGGAGGACGGCUUUCAUUCAACGGAGGACUUGGGGAGUUUAGGGUGGGAUUUCUCCCAACCCGAGAAGCCCAGCAGCACAUACCAACAACCUGAUAGUAGCUAUGGAGUUUUCCCAGGUUAUGUUUACCCCCCACCGCCAGGCCCGUAUAUGGGGUCUCACGGUUAUUGGCCUGACAGUGGCUACUGGGAUCCAAGGCUGACCAACCGGCCUUCUGCAAUUAGUUACGAGCGUAUACAAGGACAAGUCCCUGAUUCGCUCACCGAGGAUCACGAGGAGUACGAAGAAGUGGACCGAUGGGUGGACGAAAGCCAACUCUAUUUCCCUGACCAGUCGGUGAAGUUCCAGUCACGGGACCCCAGGGAAAAGGGGUCAGUGCAGGCCCACGAGAUCAGCAGCAACUCGGCCAAAGACUUCCCAACGACAUCCCGAGAGAGAAAAGAACAAGGGGCAAAGGCGAUGGAAAGAAAUGACAUGAAAGAGCGGGGGCCGCUAAAGAAAAGGUUAACCGACUUGGGGAGCGAUUCGGAGAGCGACGGGGGCUCCCAGGAAAGGAAGAAAACCAAAACAGAGAGUGAGCCGUUGCCCAUCCUGCCUCCGGGUUCCCCGACGGAUCAUCCGUUGUGUUUCAUGGAAGACUUCCGGGACCCCCAGCGUUGGAAGGAAUGUGCCAAGGAAGGGAAAAUGCCCUGCUACUUCGACCUCAUUGAAGAGAAUGUGUAUUUGACAGAAAGAAAAAAGAACAAGUCGCACCGGGACAUCAAGCGGAUGCUGUGCGAAUGUCCAACCGUUUCCAAAGAAGAAAUAGUCCAGGGAGAGGUGGCGUGCGGAGAGGAUUGUCUGAACCGUUUGCUGAUGAUCGAAUGUUCCUCAAGGUGUCCCAACGGAGAGCAUUGUUCGAAUCGGCGGUUUCAGAGGAAGCAACACGCAGACGUGGAAGUCAUUUUGACGGAGAAGAAAGGCUGGGGGCUCAGAGCGGCCAAGGACCUCCCUUCUAACACCUUUGUCCUGGAGUACUGCGGAGAAGUCCUGGAUCACAAAGAAUUCAAAACCCGAGUGAAGGAAUACGCCCGAAACAAGAACAUCCAUUAUUACUUCAUGGCCUUGAAAAACGAUGAAAUAAUCGAUGCCACGCAAAAAGGAAAUUGCUCUCGUUUCAUGAACCACAGCUGCGAGCCAAAUUGUGAGACACAGAAGUGGACAGUGAAUGGACAGCUGAGGGUUGGCUUUUUCACCACCAAGCUAGUAACUUCUGGCUCUGAGCUAACCUUCGACUACCAGUUCCAGCGAUAUGGCAAAGAAGCCCAGAAAUGUUUCUGUGGUUCCGCCAACUGUCGGGGUUAUCUGGGUGGAGAGAACCGGGUCAGCAUUCGCGCUGCGGGAGGCAAAAUGAAAAAGGAACGGUCGCGUAAAAAAGAUUCGGUGGAUGGAGAAUUAGAAGCUCUGCUAGAGAACGGCGAAGGGCUUUCUGAUAAGAAUCAAGUCCUCAGUUUGUCCCGCUUGAUGGUGCGAACCGAGACACCUGAACAAAAGCUCACCUGUCUCAAACUCAUCCAGAACACCCAUUCUCAGGCCUGUCUGAAGUCCUUCCUGGAGUGCCACGGCCUGUCCCUCCUCUGGAUCUGGAUGGCAGAGCUCGGGGACAGCAGAGGAAACACAGCCAACAGUCUGAAACUGCAGCUGGAGAUCAUCAAGACGUUGGAGCUCCUGCCCAUCCCUAACAAGAACAUGCUGGAGGAGAGCAAAGUCCUUCCGAUCAUCCAGCGCUGGGCCCGGACCAAAUCGGCUGUCCCACAACUGAGCGAAGGAGACGGUUAUUCCAGCGAGAACACCUCCCGGGCUCACACGCCCCUCAACACGCCCGACCCGUCUUCCAAGCCGAUCCUGGAGGGCGAGGUGGACACCCCGAAGAAGGCGGCCUUCCGGAGGGUCAAGAUCAUCAGUGAGAACAGCAUGGACAGCGCCCUCUCGGACACCGCCAGCGAGAUGGAGCUGAAGGAGAACAAGGAAGACCUGGAGCAUCCCGACUACCUCCCGGCCGAAGCCGCGGACGAGCAUCCCUUGGAGCAGGAGACGGUCAAGGAGCCCCCCACCGAAGACUUGAUGGACGCCACCCAGGUUCCCGCUGCUGACCAGGAGGCAGAGCCCGAGGGGGAGAGCAAGGAGAGCAUCAUCCCCAAGCUGGAAGACCCCGUGGCUGCCGAGACCCCCUCUCAAGACGAAGAGGAAGGGGUCUCUGAUGCGGAGAGCGAACGGAGUCAGGAACCGGCCGACAAGCUGCUGGACCUCAGCGACCUGGCUACCAAGCUGCUGGACUGCUGGAAAGACCUCAAAGAGGUGUACCGGAUCCCAAAGAAGAGUCAAGUGGAAAAGGAGACCAGUGAGCACGGGAGAGAGGCGGUGGGCCGAGACACCCCGGCCACCCCCAAAAACCAGAGCAGAGAACGUGACCCCGAAAGGCAGAGCAAAGAGAAGAAAAAACGGAGAGAGUCCUUGUCCCCCCCGUCGGCCUAUGAGCGAGGCACCAAGCGACCGGAUGACCGGGGCUACGGGGCCUCCCACCCCCCGUUCAUGGGGUACCCCCCGGGUUACCCCAUGCAGUCCUACGUGGACCCCACCAACCCCAACGCCGGCAAGGUGCUGCUCCCCACGCCCAGCAUGGACUCCAUGUGCUCGCCGGCCUCGUACGAGCCCGCGCAGACCCUGGUGGGCCACGCCAUGGAGCCCAGCCUGGCUGCUUCACAGCCCAUGCCCGUGGUCCAGCAUGUGGCAACCCCCAUGGAGGUGUCCACGCCCCAGUACGUGGCCCCGAGCGACCCCAUGGUCCACCAGGAGCCCAGCGUGGCUGUCUUGCCAGUAGCGGCGCCUGGUCCGGUCCAGGGACAAAGCUACGGCAUCUGGGACUCCAGCCAGACGACCGUGGCGGUGCAGCCCCCCUACUCUCCGGCCCAGUCUCAGCCCGCCAUCUAUUACCAAGGACAGGCCUGUCCGACGGUCUAUGGCGUCACCUCGCCUUAUUCGCAGACCACACCGCCCAUCGUGCAGAGUUACGCCCAGCCAAGUCUUCAGUACAUCCAAGGACAACAGAUUUACACCACCCAUCCUCCCAGCGUGGUGGUGCAACCCACGACCGCCGUCACCACUAUUGUCACCACCGGGCAGCCCCCGCCAAUCCAACAGCCAGAAAUGGUGGUGGCCAACAACCUCUUGGACCUGCCUCCUCCCUCUCCUCCCAAGCCCAAAACCAUCGUCCUGCCCCCCAACUGGAAAACGGCCCGCGAUCCCGAGGGCAAGAUCUACUACUACCACGUGGCCACCAGGCAAACCCAGUGGGACCCUCCCAACUGGGACAGCCCAGAGGAUGACGCCAGCCUGGAGCACGAAGCCGAAAUGGAUCUUGGCACACCGACGUACGACGAGAAUCCCAUGAAGUCUUCCAAAAAGCCCAAAACUGCUGAGGCAGACACUUCCAGCGAACUGGCUAAGAAGAGCAAAGAGGUCUUCCGUAAAGAGAUGUCUCAGUUCAUUGUGCAAUGCCUGAACCCCUAUCGCAAACCUGACUGCAAAGUGGGGCGCAUCACCACAACGGAGGACUUCAAGCACCUGGCACGCAAGCUCACUCACGGUGUGAUGAACAAGGAGCUCAAAUACUGCAAGACGCCCGAAGACCUGGAAUGCAACGAGAACGUCAAACACAAAACGAAGGAAUACAUCAAGAAAUACAUGCAGAAGUUUGGCAUCGUGUACAAACCCAAAGAAGACACCGACAUGGAGUAGGAUAUACAUACACACAUAUAUAAAAGUUCUUAGGGACUCGAUUCUCUCCUUUUCCUGAGCAGGGUUCACAUACUGUUGUGGGUCUGAAUACACAAAACACAGAUCUGGCCACACAAACGGUCUCCUUUCCAAGAUGAAUUUGGAGGCCGGCGCAGCAGAAACAGUGGCGAGCAAAUGUGUUUGCCACAGCCAUCCCUGCUCACAACCAGCUCACUUUGCAAUCAGACCCCAAAAUUGACCACUAGGGCGGUGCUUCCCGUGCGCAACACAAUGUGUGAGUCCAUCCCCUCUCCCCACUGAGGUCUGUACAAUAUUCUAUGUGAAUAUAUUGAAUUCCUUGAUUUCCCCCCCCCCACCCCUCUUUUGUUAGGCCCGGCCUCUUUUUUUUUGCAGCCCAACACCUGUUGAUAUCAUGGGAACACUUUGUAAGAAUAGUUUUGGAAAAAAACAAAAAGAAAAAAAAAGAGGAGGGUUUGUUAUUUUCUCUUCCAUUUUCUGUUUCCUUCAGAUUUUUUCAGUUUCUUGUGUGUUUUUUUCCUCCAUUGUUCUCUGCAAGUUUUCAUGUGUUAUCAUGUAAAUAUUUGCAAAGAGGCCAGCUCAAGGUUUUCAGGCAGGCAGGCCGCAGCUCUCUGUUGAUAAGAUUGAUUUACUGCUUUAAAAUCAUUUUACUUUCUCCAAUUUUUACGAAAGUUUUUAUG
Molecule: messenger RNA, 8501 nt
Organism: Protobothrops mucrosquamatus (brown spotted pit viper)
Lineage: Eukaryota; Metazoa; Chordata; Lepidosauria; Squamata; Viperidae
Gene: SETD2
Product: SET domain containing 2, histone lysine methyltransferase
Exons: 22
Coding region: 1-7803 (2600 amino acids)
Biological process (GO): regulation of DNA-templated transcription
Cellular component (GO): chromosome; nucleus
Molecular function (GO): protein binding; histone H3K36 methyltransferase activity
Source: RefSeq, a predicted model, not a curated record